AGUGGGUUUGAAUCAAGAGUGAUGAGUGAAGUUUUUGAGCCUCUUCGCCUCUCUUUUUCUCUUCCAUGGCCGCCGCAAUCACCACCCCCAAACGCCCUUGUUCUUUGAUUUUCUCACUUGAUUUCCUUGAAAGAAAAUGAUCUCCAUCUUGUUAGCUUGCUUUCUAUGGUUUUUGUUUUUCAUUUAGUGAAUCUUGGGCAAGAAUCCAAGCUUAGUUUUGCUUAGGGUUUUGUAAAAGUUCUUCCCAACAUCUUAGCAAUUAUGAGUUUUCCUUAAUUUCAUGAAACCACUGAUCGACGUCCCGCAUGACAUGAGUUUUCCUUUCCGGGGAGAACUGAGCGAUCUUCCAGAUAAGAUUCUUCACGAAAUUGUCUCACAUUUGCCUUCUAAAGAUGCAGUGAAGUGUCGCAUUCUUUCUCGAAAAUGGCAACAAAUUUCGAAAUAUUCACGGAAUCUCGACUUUGAUAGCCAGCGUGAAUUGGACGCAAAUCUUGACUUGAGAAUGUCAUUCCUCCAAUUCGUUCAUUGGGUUUUCAUUUUCAACGAGGCUGAAACGAUCGAGCGAUUCCACCUCCGAUGUCAUGAGAAAAAUGUCCCGGAAGAGCAACGUGUCAAAGAAAGCCACUUCCAUAUGUGGAUCAAUAGCGCCGUAUCAAAGAAGGUCAAGAAGGUGGAGCUUAAUGAAGGUGCCCUAAUGAUAUCAACCUGGACAUUAAGAGCUCUGUGCGGGUCAAGGUUGGGUUUUCAUGGAAGAUAAAUUGUGGUAUGGGAAAGGUCUUCCAAGCUCUUUGCAAGGUUGAACGUCUCUCAAUUUCAUCCAUCACAGUUCAGUGUCUAGUGGAUCAUUCCCAUAGAGAUAUUCCAAGGAGCUUCGACAAUUUACUCGAAUUAGAGAUUUCAUUCAAAGACUCUCACUGGAAUUUGUUACUAAAACUGCUUCAACGCAGUCCUAAGCUUGAACGCCUUGUGAUUCAUAAGGAAUCAAAUUCAUCCGCCACACCAAAGUUGAAAAAACUUCCUGCGUUACCUUUGGUUCUCAAAGUAUUUGCAUUUAAUAAUUGCGAAGGUUCGGAAGAUGACUUGGGCUUCAUAGAAUGCAUGCUUCAAAAUGCAGAAGGGUUAGAGAGGAUGAGAAUUGAUUUUGCGAGUUCAACAGAUUCACAUACACAAAACCAAACUGCUGAAAAAGUAUCUUCCUUUUCAAGGAGGUCUACAAAUUGUCAGCUCAAGUUCAAUCAUAUACCAUAGGAAAGUUGAGGUGCUAUUGUGGUUUGUGAGAGCAAUGUUCUAGUUUUGGUGGAACUACAGAACCACUUGUUUGUUUAAGCCGUUGUGGACGUGAAGUUUUUUUGGCAUUGUUGGAAUUACUUGUUUAGUUCAGACCUUUGGUAUUAGGAAUGUUUAGAUGAAAAAAUUACUCAUAGGAUAUUGUUUGCACGGUUUACUUUUUUGAACAGGAGAAUUCAUUGAUAUUGCAUUGCAACUCAAAUAGAUCAGAAGUUCAGAACAAUCCUCUGAUCAUAGGAAACUACUCGACAUUAUUAAUCAGUACAGCCUAAAGAGUUGUUUACACGGUUUA
Lotus japonicus is the source of this 1579-nucleotide messenger RNA. RefSeq lists its product as uncharacterized. The record is from RefSeq and is a predicted model, not a curated record. The transcript is spliced from 4 exons. The coding region runs from base 766 to 1248 and encodes 160 amino acids. Lineage: Eukaryota; Viridiplantae; Streptophyta; Magnoliopsida; Fabales; Fabaceae.